AGCUCCCUGGAGGUUGGCUGUGCCACGGGCCUCGGGUGAGCCGAUCUCCUUUCGCGCCGAGAGAGGGCUGGUGAUCAGGAUGACUCAGAAGGAGAACGCCUUCCCUUGGCCCUACGGCCGCCACACGGCUCAAUCUGGCCUGAACACCCUGCCACAGAGAGUCCUCCGGAAGGACCCUACCACCCCAUCUUCGCUUGUCCUCAUGAGCCGCUCCAACGCCCAGCCCACAGCUGCCCCUGGCCAGAACAGCAAUGGGACACCCAACUUAAUGAGAUCCUUCACAAUUGAUGACUUUGAGAUUGGGCGUCCUCUGGGCAAAGGCAAGUUUGGAAAUGUGUACUUGGCUCGGGAGAAGAAAAGCCGUUUCAUCGUGGCGCUCAAGGUCCUCUUCAAGUCUCAGAUAGAGAAGGAGGGUGUGGAGCACCAGCUUCGCAGGGAGAUCGAAAUUCAGGCCCAUCUGCAGCAUCCCAACAUCUUGCGUCUCUACAACUAUUUCUAUGACCGUCGAAGGAUCUAUUUGAUUCUAGAGUAUGCCCCCCGUGGGGAGCUCUACAAGGAGCUGCAGAAGAGCCGCACUUUUGACCAGCAGCGAACAGCCACGAUCAUGGAGGAACUCGCAGAUGCUUUGAUGUACUGCCACAGGAAGAAGGUGAUUCACAGAGACAUAAAGCCAGAAAAUCUGCUCUUGGGGCUCCAGGGAGAGCUGAAGAUUGCUGACUUUGGCUGGUCUGUACAUGCCCCCUCCCUGAGGAGGAAGACAAUGUGUGGCACCCUGGACUACCUGCCUCCAGAGAUGAUUGAGGGGCGCACGCACAAUGAGAAGGUGGAUCUGUGGUGCAUCGGAGUACUCUGCUAUGAGCUGCUGGUGGGAAACCCCCCCUUUGAGAGUGCUUCACACAAUGAAACUUAUCGGCGCAUUGUCAAGGUGGACCUGAAGUUCCCCCCUUCUGUGCCCGUAGGAGCCCAGGACCUCAUCUCCAAGCUGCUCAAACAUAACCCCUCAGAACGUCUGCCCCUGGCCCAGGUCUCAGCCCACCCUUGGGUCCGGGCCCACUCUCGGAGGGUGCUGCCACCUUCAGCCCUUCAGUCUGCCCCCUGAAUCAUCCCUGUCAUUUACACAGUUGCAUCUAUAUUUGUAUGUCUGUAUAUGGAUAGUUGGAAGAAGGGGUCUCUGGCCUGUUUCCUUAUCUGUCCUCUACCUCUUUUUUAUUUAAUAAAGGCUGAAGCUUUUUAUAAUGAUGAGUAUAGAUGUUUACAGGUGGAGACUUUGCUAGAGAGGAAGCUGUCCCCCAUGGGGAGGAACCUGGGAGUUGUCCAUGCUGGAUACCAGGGAUGGCUACUAUAUUACUGCCCUGGUAGCACCCUUCCCUCAGCUCCCAGCCACCUUGCCCCCACUCUUUUCUUUCCUCUGCUCUGUCUCCCAGCGUGUGGAGGUGCUGGGGACCUCAGCUUCAUUCCGCUAAGCCUAAUCUCUGCCCACCUCUUACUUCUCGCUCUCAGUUGUCUGACCUCUAGUCUUUCUCCUGGUUCAGUCCCUGCCAGCCUUGGAGCAACUGAACAGUGCUGUGCCCCAGCAGGUGUGCCUUUCUGUUUGUCUUACUGCUCUAGUCAGGAUCUAGUACAGGAGUGAAUAGAAGCAGUACUGAUGGUGUCUCGUUUCUAAUUAAGGCUUCACCCUCAGGUGGCAGGCUUACCCUCAUUUUGCAGAUGAGGUAACUGAGACACAUGAUCUGCCAAAAGUCACAUAGCUAGUGAGUGGGGGAGCCCAAUUUUAAAACUCCACAUUUAAUACCAUGCUAGAAUGGUAUAAUGCUGCCUUUUCACAGCACAUACAAUUAUUUUAUAUAUAUUAUAUCACAGAAGUGGAACAAGAAUUACAGUUUUUGCUGUUAUUAAGUAUAAUAUUAAAAAAAUCCUUUAUUGGGUUAAAGUAGGGCUAUUUUCUCUCUACUUUGCUAAGGGGUUGGUUUUUUUUGUAUCAAUAGGUGUUGCCUUUCAUCAAAUGCUUUUUCUGUAUUAUUUGCUCUUUUAAUCAAUGUGGUGAAAUACAUCAAUAAAUUUUCUUAUUUUUAUUUUA
Molecule: messenger RNA, 2077 nt
Organism: Miniopterus natalensis
Lineage: Eukaryota; Metazoa; Chordata; Mammalia; Chiroptera; Miniopteridae
Source: RefSeq, a predicted model, not a curated record